GAUCUCGAGGGCAAGCACGCCAUGGAAUGAAUUGAGUAUUAUAUAAAUUCGAUCUCGAUAAACACCCACCCUCAUUCUAAAACCCUAAUUACUAGCAAAACCAACCACAGAGACACAGGCCGGCCCGCGAAAUCGAUCCGAUGGCAGCAAAGGGUUCAAGUUCAAAUUCCAGAUGGUCGCUCUCCGGCUACACUGCGCUGGUCACCGGCGGGACUCGCGGCAUCGGACAAGGCAUCGUGGAAGAGCUCGCUGAAAUGGGCGCUCAUGUCUACACCUGCGCCAGGAACGCCGACGAUCUCAACCACCGCCUCCAGGAAUGGGCUUCCAAGGGCUACAAGGUCAGUGGCUCCGUGUGCGAUGCGUCUUCCCGGGAACAAAGGGAAAAGCUCAUCGAGAGCGCGUCCUCCGCUUUCAAUGGCAAGCUCAACAUCCUUGUGAACAAUGCUGGGGCUAAUGUGGUUAAGCCAACAGUUGAUUUCACUGCUGAAGACUAUUCGGAAGUGAUGUCUACCAACUUUGAAGCCUGUCUCCAUUUAUGCCAGCUGGCUCAUCCUCUUCUCAAGGCUGCUGGGAACAGCAGCAUCGUCUUCAUCUCCUCUGUUGCGGGUCUCACCCAUGUCUUUGUCGGAUCUCUUUAUGGAGCCAGCAAAGCUGCCGUGAACCAACUGACAAAGAAUUUAGCCUGCGAAUGGGCAAAGGACAACAUUCGGGUCAACGCCAUCACUCCCGGGUUCAUCAAUACACCUGCUGUGAAAUCUAUGCUGGCGAGUAAUGAAGUGUUGUUUAAUAAGGUAAAAGCUGAAACACCACUUGGGCGUGCCGGGGAGACACAAGAAGUCGGAUCCUUGGUCGCUUUCCUUUGUCUUCCGGCGGCGUCUUAUAUCACAGGUCAAAUUAUCUCUCUCGAUGGAGGAAUGACCGCGAAUGGUUUCUCGUUCCCUUGAUAAUAAUUAAAAUUACAUUUGUCUUAAAAAGUAUUUUGUGGCUCAUCAUUCUGGUUUUAAACGUAUUUUGUUAUGUAUUUCUCAUAUUUCUGGUCUCAAAGCAUAGUGUUGCAUAAUGACGGUGACUUGAGUUGUGAACACAGCCGACGGCUAUGUAUACAUUUCGUGCUUUGAUACGAUAAUGGAAUGCUUUGAUAAUA
Andrographis paniculata is the source of this 1144-nucleotide messenger RNA. RefSeq names its product tropinone reductase homolog At5g06060-like. The transcript has 4 exons. NCBI's taxonomy places the organism in Eukaryota, Viridiplantae, Streptophyta, Magnoliopsida, Lamiales, Acanthaceae. The record is from RefSeq and is a predicted model, not a curated record. Gene Ontology annotation, molecular function: oxidoreductase activity. The coding region runs from base 141 to 944 and encodes 267 amino acids.